Aspergillus heteromorphus CBS 117.55 is the source of this 1919-nucleotide messenger RNA. Its product is annotated as putative alanine aminotransferase. The transcript has 2 exons. Gene Ontology annotation, molecular function: L-alanine:2-oxoglutarate transaminase activity; pyridoxal phosphate binding. Bases 241 to 1728 code for a protein of 495 amino acids. Gene Ontology annotation, biological process: biosynthetic process. The record is from RefSeq and is a predicted model, not a curated record. Lineage: Eukaryota; Fungi; Ascomycota; Eurotiomycetes; Eurotiales; Aspergillaceae.
CCCGUGUCUCGAGCUGGGCCAAUCUUCGGGUCCAGUCGCCGGCCUGUCAUUGGAUGUGCCCCCCCCCGCGUAUGCUGCGGUGUCAGACGCCCACGCCGCCCAUCCUGUGACAUCCGGUGCCCCGUAUGCUUGCCUACAAAAUGGCCUGCUCCGCCUUUCGGACGCAUCGACUGUUCCUGCUGCAUAGGGCAAGUGUUGACGCAGAAUAGCUGACCGUAUCCCACCAUCACAGAGUCCACCAUGACCGUCACCCUCCCCAGCAGACGCACCCUGGCCACCUCCGCCGAGCGUCGCUUGAACCUCGACAACAUCAACCCCCACGUCAAGGCUGCCAAAUAUGCCGUCCGUGGUGAGCUGGCUGUCAAGGCGGAGGAAUACCGUGUGAGGCUGUCCGAGGGAGACAAGUCGUUGCCCUUCGACAGCGUCAUCUUCGCCAACAUCGGCAACCCGCAGCAGCUGGACCAGAAGCCCAUCAGCUUCUUCCGUCAAGUCCUCAGUCUUCUCGAGAACACCGCCUUGCUCGAGCACCCCGAGGCUCUCCGCACCACAUUCGGCUACCAGCAGGAUGUCAUUGACCGGGCCAAGGUCCUGCUUGCCGAUGUCCAGAGCGUUGGUGCCUACAGUCACAGUCAGGGUGCUCCCGUCAUCCGUAACAGCGUGGCCAAGUUCAUCGAGGAGCGUGAUGGAUUCUCCGCCAACCCCCAGGACCUCUACUUGACCGGCGGUGCCUCUUCUGGUGUGAGCACCCUGCUGAACAUCAUCUGCGACGGCCCCAGUGCUGGUGUUCUCGUCCCCAUCCCCCAAUACCCUCUGUACACCGCCACCCUGUCUCUCCUGAACGCCCAGUGCGUUCCUUACAACCUGGAAGAGGAGAAGGCCUGGGGUACCGAUGUGAACGCUAUCCGUGAGAACCUCAGUCGGGCCAAGGCUGCUGGUACCGAUGUCCGUGCCAUUGUCGUCAUCAACCCCGGCAACCCGACCGGUGCUUCUCUCAGCGCCGAGGACAUCAAGGGCGUGCUCGACCUUGCUGCGGAGGAGAAGCUGGUGGUGAUCGCCGACGAGGUGUACCAGACCAACGUCUUCACGGGCGAAUUCAUCUCCUUCAAGAAGAGACUCCGUCAGCUUCAGCAGGAAGUGUCCGGCAAGUACGACAACGUGGAGCUGGUCUCCCUACACAGUGUGUCUAAGGGCAUGGUUGGUGAGUGCGGUCACCGUGGUGGCUACUUCGAACUGGUUGGUUUCGACCCGGAGGUCGCCGCCCAGGUUUACAAGUACGUCAGCAUCAUGCUCUGCCCGCCGGUUAUCGGGCAGUGCUUGGUUGAGCUGAUGGUGAACCCUCCCAAGGAGGGCGCACCCAGCCACGAGCUGUACCAGAAGGAAUACAACGGUAUUCGGGAUGGCCUGCGCAAGCGCGCCUUUGCCCUCUACGAGGCAUUCCAGCGCAUGGAGGGCGUUGAAUGCCAGGAGCCCCAGGGCGCCAUGUACCUCUUCCCCACCAUCACUCUGCCCGCCAAGGCUAUCGAGGCCGCCAAGGCUGAGAACCGUGCGGCUGAUGAGUUCUACUGCCUGCGCCUCCUCGACGCCACCGGUGUCUGUGUUGUCCCCGGUUCUGGUUUCGGCCAGAAGGAGAACACUCUGCACUUCCGUACGACCUUCCUUGCUCCUGGAACGGACUGGGUUGAGCGUAUUGUGAAGUUCCACUCCGAGUUCAUGGCCAAGUACAACUAGAAGAGGCAGCCGGUGUAUACAGCAUGCAUGUGUUAUGAAGAUAUAGAGUUAUACCAUUCUGUACAUUGUUGACAGACCAGAGAAUUUUACUAGACACCUAUCGUUGGUUAAUUUAUGAAGACUACCUGGAUAUGAGGUGACUGUUUGUGCAUAUGUAUAUCCAGGUCCUAUUACUAUCAAGUACUAAGCGC